This is a messenger RNA of Raphanus sativus (radish), 524 nucleotides long. RefSeq lists its product as uncharacterized. The record is from RefSeq and is a predicted model, not a curated record. The coding region runs from base 31 to 387 and encodes 118 amino acids. The transcript is spliced from 2 exons. NCBI's taxonomy places the organism in Eukaryota, Viridiplantae, Streptophyta, Magnoliopsida, Brassicales, Brassicaceae.
UCAAAAACCGCAUCAGCAUGUGUUAACCAGAUGGAUCCUCGCGUCGCAGCAACAUCCGUGUUCCGGUGGUCUAGGAGUCGCCGAAAGAUUCAUAUCCGCCGUCGUAAGUCACAGGUGGUGCGUCUUGGUGUGCAACGCGGUGGAUUCUCGUUGAAGAAGAUGGUGAGGAGGAUGAAGCUGAGAUGGCUGAGACUACACUACGUGAGACUUGUGAGGAAGAUCAAAGUGUUUUAUCAUAAUCUGGUGAAAGAGUUCGCAGAAGCAGGAGCUGAGCUCGAAGCGAUUCAGAAGCGAAUGACGGCUGAAGCGGCUGCGUUUGCGGUUCCCGGUUUAGGUCUCUCUUUCUCCUCUCUGUCAGUCCAUGGCCGAGCGCCGUAUGAUGUAUAGUCAUACAAAAUCAUAUUCCUUAAAACAACUAUUUGUAAUUUUUUAAUUACUUUUGUUGUUCUUGUAUCUUAUGUAUAUGUAUUACAUAAAUUCACCAAAUCUAUUAUAUUUCUCCAUCUACAACAGCGUAUUUUCUG